Messenger RNA from Zingiber officinale, 2556 nucleotides. Its product is annotated as pentatricopeptide repeat-containing protein At5g56310-like. Gene Ontology annotation, molecular function: protein binding; RNA binding. Bases 34 to 2286 code for a protein of 750 amino acids. NCBI's taxonomy places the organism in Eukaryota, Viridiplantae, Streptophyta, Magnoliopsida, Zingiberales, Zingiberaceae. The transcript has a single exon. The record is from RefSeq and is a predicted model, not a curated record. Gene Ontology annotation, biological process: RNA modification.
UCGUAGACGCUGUGCGGGUCUCAAAGUUCGCCUAUGCCCUUAUGCCGCCGUCUCUUUCGAACCUUCAAGAGGCGGCUCGCCGGCGGCCGCUCCCUCACCUCCCCCAAGAUCUUUAAGUCCUACGCCGAGACCUUCGCUUCCGUCCUCCGCCAAUGCGCUCUCGACAGCCGCCUCGCCGCCCUCGGGCUGGCCCUCCACGGCCAUGCGCUCCGCGCUGGCAUCUCCGCCGACCCCUCCGUCUCCUCCAAGAUCCUAGCUUUGUAUGCCCUCUCCGGCCGCCCGUCCGACCGCGACCUCCUCCUCGCCGAGUCCCGCCGCACUCCCGGCCUCUUCUCCUUCAAUCUCGCAAUCGCCGAGAGUGCCCGCUCGGGCGACCUCGUCUCCGCGCGCCAGGUGUUCGACGGAAUGACCGAGCGGAAUGCCGUCACGUGGACGCUCAUGGUCGACGGCCAUAUGAAGCGCGGCGACGUCGCCGACGCCGUUGCCUACUUCGAGAGCAGCCCCUGCAAGACCGUCGUCUCCUUUACGGCCUUCAUUAGCGGGUUCGUCCUCAACGGGCUUCACCACGACGCCCUGACGAACUUUCUCCGCAUGUUUGCGUCCGGCCUCAUGCCGAACGAGGUGACUUUCACAUGUAUCCUCAAAGCUUGCGUGCUUGCAGGCGAGUUCGAUCUGGCGAAGUGCAUCGUUGCUCUAAUUGUGAAGACAAACUUCGAUAGGCAUCUCUCAGUGCGCAACUCCUUGAUCAGUUUUUACCUCAGAGUGGGUGAAUUGGAGAAGGCGAGGGCUGUGUUCAACGAGACGGAGGAAAGAGACGUUGUAUCGUGGACGAUCCUACUUGAUGUGUAUGCGCAGAUGGGAGACUUGAAGCAAGCGCGUCAGCUGUUCGAUGAAAUGCCGGAGAGAAAUGAGGUCUCUUGGAGCACCAUGAUUGCAAGGUAUGGUCAGAGUGGGGAGUCUGUGGAAGCCAUGAAUCUUUUCUGCCUCAUGCUUCGCGAUGGGUGUGAGCCUAAUGGCUCCUGUCUUGCUAGUGCUAUCAGCAGCUCAGUUGCCUGCGGGAAUUCUCUCUUUGGGAGCUCUGUACAUUGCUACACAUUGAAGGUUGGUUUUGAGAGCUAUAUUUUUGUUUCUAGUUCUCUGAUCGAUAUGUAUUGCAAGUCUAAAGCCCCAAAUGACGGGCGCCGUGUUUUCGACUUGAUACUUGAGAAGAACACUGUAUGCUGGAACUCAAUGGUAGCAGGUUAUAGCUGUAAUGAUCUGAUAGAGGAAGCUGAAGAACUUUUCAAAGUGAUGCCUGAAAGGAAUGUUGCAUCUUGGAACGCAUUGAUCUCUGGUUAUGCAGAAAAUGGGCAUUUCGCGAAGGCACUAGAGACUUUCGAUAAAAUGCUAGUCUCAGAACAAAUGCCAAACCAGAUGACAUUUUCCAGUGUGCUACUUGCUUGUGCAAAUCUUUGUUCAAUUGACCGAGGGAAGAACCUUCAUGGUAGGAUUGUAAAACUUGGCAUUCAAAAUGAGGUUUUUCUUGGAACGGCACUCAUCAAUAUGUAUGCAAAAUCUGGAGACAUUGAGAGUGCCAUGAGAAUGUUUUCCGAGAUGCCUGAAAAAAACCUAGUUUGUUGGUCCGCAAUGAUCCAAGGGCUUGCAGAUAAUGGCUAUGCAGAUGAGUCCAUAACCACGUUCGAUGAAAUGAUAAGAGCUGGGGUAACUCCGAACGAUGCUCCAUUCUUGGCUGUUCUGUUUGCUUGCUCACAUCGUGGUUUAGUUGAUAGAGGAUUGCAGUACUUCAACUCAAUGGAAAAGGUUUAUGGCAUCGCGCCCAAGGCAAAACACUACACCUGCAUCAUCGAUUUGCUAGCUCGAGCCGGUCAUCUCUGGGAAGCAGAGGAGCUGAUUGGCACAAUGCCUAUCAAACCAGAAGCUAAUGCAUUGGUAGCUCUGCUGAGUGCUGCUUCUUCUUUAAGGGAUGAGGAUAUGAGCCAGAGAGUAGCAAACAGAUUGUGGGAAUUAGAAAGACAUAAUUCUGCCGGGCAUGUCUUGCUAUCGAAUACAUAUGCUUCUUGUGGCAGAUGGAGAGAUGUCGCGAAGGUGAGAACUGAAAUGAAACUCUUAGGAAUGAAGAAGAAUGUAGGGUGCAGCUCAAUUCAGACAAGAAAUCAACUUCAUACUUUCUUCAGUUGGGGUAUGAAGCACCCAGACUCCUUGAAGGUUUAUGAAAUGUUGGAUCUUGUAAUGUCAGAAAUGACAGGUUAUAAGUUACCUCUUACCUCUGCAUUACUGACAUUGUGAAGAAAAUGAGCAGAAGGUGGUUUCAUAAUCUGAAGGAGCGCAAGAGAGAUGGCAGGAGCUGCUAUCUAUGAGGCAGUUUGAGUUUACUAUCAGCUUAGUCAUACUAUUUUGAAAUUCAAUCAGUUAAUUCAUUCUUUGUGCUAAGUUUAUAGUUUGCCCUUCUGUUGAAGUAAUAUAGAAUGAAUUGGGACUAUGUUGCUGGUUGUUCGUGAUCAGAUUCCUAUAUUUCAAUGAUCAGAUAACUUAUUGGAAAGUUGAGAUAUUUUGUUG